Molecule: messenger RNA, 914 nt
Organism: Trichobilharzia szidati
Lineage: Eukaryota; Metazoa; Platyhelminthes; Trematoda; Strigeidida; Schistosomatidae
Source: the annotation of a GenBank genome assembly
CGACCUUGGAGUAGUAUUUGAAGUGUUUUCUUUGGAUAUCGACAUAGAAGGGAAUAGACUUUGAUAAUUGUCGAAAUGAACGUCACGAAUUUCUUCCACAAUUUGCCGAAAAUUGAAUUGCAUGCUCACCUUUCAGGUAGUAUCAGUAGGACGUUUCUGAAAAAUGCACUAACUGCUCAUCAGGAUAUUCACAAUAUUUAUUCGCACUUUGGUAAUUGUUUGCGCGAAAGUGAUCUUGAAGGUUGUUUCAACUGUUUUCGCACUAUUCAUAAUCUAAUUCAGACGCCGGAAAUUUUGGAAUUGGCAACAACUUCUGUCGUUGAAGAAUUUCAUCAAGAUAAUGUUAUAUAUUUAGAAUUGAGAACUACAUUGCGACCGAUUCCUACUCAUCGUUCUUAUUUAGAUGCCGUAAUUAAAGGCAUACAAAAUGCCCCAAGUGUAAUCGAUGGAAAAAUGUGUGUGACACUAUUACUAUCUAUAGAUAGGUCAAAAAGUAUUGAUGAUGCAUUAAUCACCUUAAACUUGGCCAAAGAAUAUCUUUCUAAUGGAUUAAUAUCUGGUAUUGAUGUCAGCGGAAAUCCGCAAGUAGGAAAUUUAUGUGAUUUCAUUCCAAUGCUAAAUGCAGCUCAUUUGUAUGGUUUAAAAACAACUGUACACAUUGCUGAAACACCUGAUCAAAGUGAAGAUUGGUUCAAAUUUUUAAAGAAUCACUUACCAGAUCGUUUGGGACAUGGAACAUAUUUAACAAAUUCGGAUGUAAAUGCAAUUGCGGCAAAAGAAGUUGUGCUGAAUUCUCGGAUACCCUUAGGCUACGAACUACACCUGUCAUGUCAGAGCUAAAGAUACUACCCAAACUUAAGUAGACGGAGGGGAUUCGAACCUCAGAGCUCAUCGGUUUGAAGCUAAGAGGCUGU